Messenger RNA from Nycticebus coucang (slow loris), 2577 nucleotides. RefSeq names its product MEFV innate immunity regulator, pyrin (gene MEFV). The record is from RefSeq and is a predicted model, not a curated record. NCBI's taxonomy places the organism in Eukaryota, Metazoa, Chordata, Mammalia, Primates, Lorisidae. Gene Ontology annotation, molecular function: protein binding; zinc ion binding. Bases 28 to 2574 code for a protein of 848 amino acids. The transcript is spliced from 10 exons.
UGGCUCCAGCCUCUCCUGCUCAGCACCAUGGCCAGGACCCUGAGUGACCAUUUGCUGUCCACCCUGGAGGAAUUGGUACCCUACGACCUUGAGAAGUUCAAGUUCAAGUUGCAGAACACCAGUUUGGAGAAGGAACACUCCCGGAUCCCCCGGGGCCAGCUACAGACAGCCAGGCCGGUGAGGGUGGCUGAUCUGCUGGUCACCCACUAUGGGGAGGAAUAUGCUGUGCGGCUGACACUGCAGGUUUUGCGGGGCAUCAAUCAGCGCCUCCUGGCAGAGGAGCUUCACAGGGUGAUCAGCCAAGAAUAUCCAACUCAAGAAAGUAGCACAGACAGUUCUACAGCUUCUUGUUCCACUGGGGAGAAUAAGUCCAAGAACCUGAAGACAGCGGACUCCAACAUCGAUCAGAGCAACGACGGGGUGGCAACCCCGCCCUCCAGCCAGCUGGAGGCAGGGCGAGGAACCCCCAGGAAGCCUGUUGGCAAGCGGAGGGACUCAAAGGGCCUUGAGUGCCUAGAAGCCCAGGGAAAGCCAUGGCUCCGGGGCACACCGCUGCUGUACAGGAGAGGCACAGGCCUCAGCAAGGCGCCGGGGACCCCUAGGGCAAGCACCGGGCUCCGCAGGAAUGCCAGUUCAGCAGGAAGACUCCAAGGGCUCUCCAGUGGGGCCCUGGGGAGGAAAGAAUCCAAGAAAUCCGAAGAACACAUAUAUUUACCUUCAGGAAAGAAGCGACCCAAAAGUCUUGAAUUGACCAUUCCUUCAGUGGAGAGAGAACUCCCACACCCAGAAACACUGCUGACUCAAGAGGAAAUAAUCCCUGCAAAUCCAGACGAGGCAGCUAUUUCCAAAGCUGUGGCCACUCUGGAUGUGGGGGCUACUGUGGCUGGGGAAAAAGACUCACAGAAUCUAGAACAUUCUGGGGGAACCUUCAGGAACACACUUUCCAAUGCACUGUUGGCUGGAGAAGAAAAAGCCACAGUGCCCUGGGAGGAAAAUAGAGUUGGGGUCCAGGAGAUCCCUGAGACCAUGGAGAAGAUGGUAGACAGUGUGCUCCAUGAGUCUUCAAAUCUAGAAGUCCCUGAAUCUUCAAGUGAGAAAAGACCCCAAAAUCCAGAAGACCUAGCAUCCUUAGGAAUGGUGGCUUGUAAAGGGAGCCCACCAGACAAGGCUUCGAAUACCCUUUGCUACACCCAGGAAGGAGAUAGAGUUGGUGGAACUUACGUGCAGGAUUCCUGCAUCUGCCCUGUUGCUUCUGGGAACCCUGAGGCCUCAGGCAGCCGCCCAUCCAGCUGCCUCCAGUGCCAGGCAAGGAGGAACUCUGGAAGCCUAAGCCCCCAGCUCCUGCCACAGUGUAAGCGCCACAUGAAGCAGGUCCAGCUGCUCUUCUGUGACGAUCAUGGGGAGCCCAUAUGUCUCAUCUGCAGGUUGAGUCAGGAGCACCGAGGCCACCAGGUGCGCCCCAUUGAGGAGGCUGCCCUGGACUACAAGGAGCAAAUCCAGAAGCACCUGAAGCAUCUGAAAGCGCUGAGAAAAUCUGGGGAGGAGCAGAAAUCCCAGGGAGCUACGCAGAUGGCCAACUUUCUGAAACAAACUGAAAUCCAGAAGAAGCGGAUGCAGAGCCAGCGGGAACAGCUCUGCCAGUUUCUGGCACAGCAAGAGAAGCUCUUUGUGGCCUGGUUGGAGGAACUGGGCCAGACUAUUGGCCAGGUCAGGGAGACAUAUGGCACCCGUGUGUCCCAGGACAUCACCCUGCUUGAUUCUCUGAUUGGGGAGCUGGAGGCCAAGCAGUGCCAGUCAGAAUGGGAGCUUCUGCAGGACAUCGGAGACACCUUGCACAGGGCCGAGACAGUGGCUGCUCCUGAGCCAUGGGCCACUCCACCAGAGAUGAAAGAAAAGAUCCAUCUGCUCUACCAGAAAUCAGAGUUUGUGGAGAAGAGCAUGAAGCACUUCUCGGAAACACUUCGUUCAGAAAUGGAAACGUUCAAUGUUCCAGAACUGAUUGGUGCUCAGGCACAUGCUGUUAAUGUGAUUCUGGAUGCAGAAACCGCCCACCCCAACCUCAUCUUCUCUGAUGAUCUGAAGAGUGUAAGACUCGGAAACAAGGGUGAGCGGCUGCCUGAUGGCCCAGAAAGAUUUGACAGCUGCCUCAUUGCCCUGGGCUUUCAGAGCUUCCUUUCAGGCUGCCACUACUGGGAGGUGGAGGUUGGAGACAAGACAGGGUGGGUCCUGGGCAUCUGCAAGGCAUCCUCGAGCAGGAAAGGGAGCAUGACACUGACACCAGAGAAUGGCUACUGGGUAGUGAUGAUGAUGAAGCGAAAUGAGUACCAGGCAUCCACUUUUCCCCCAACCCGCCUGAGAAUGAGGGAGCCCCCCAGGCGUGUGGGCAUCUUCCUGGACUACAAGGCUGGAGACAUUUCCUUUUACAAUGUGACUGCCCGAUCCCAUAUCUACACUUUCACUGGUGUAUCUUCCUCUGGGCCCCUUCGACCUCUUUUCAGCCCUGGGACACAUGAUGGAGGGAAGAACAUGGGUCCUCUUACCAUCUGUUCAGUGGGUAGCCAGAGGCCUCACUGAAUG